AAAACCCAAACAUUUUUAUGUGAUUCUUUGAGCAAAAUAUUUGGUUACUGAACGAGUGUUUUUCUGAGGCAUCUCUGCUCUUUGUCGUCUCGCUGCAAGUUUGGAUACACCGAUACUAGUUCGAACUGCAUAAAAAUUCUGGAUUGGAUUUUCCUUGGGUAUAAAACAAAUGGCUGAGUUAAACCCGGGUAUACUCAUAGAUAUUGUGGAUGAAGAAUGGAUGAGAAGCACUCUUCCUGAUGAUGAACUUCCCCUUCCACCAGUGCUUGUUGUACGGACUGAUGAUACCGAGGAUUCAAAUCAGGAGACUCAACGAGUUGCUGCAGAUGGUUGGCAUGACCUUGCUUUAGGUUCUCAGUGAUUUUUAUUUUUUAUUUUUUAUGGCAUAAGAAUUUGUGUAAGUUGGCCGCCAUCUUUUGAAACGUAAUUGAACCGUUGUCCUUUGGAUUUGUUGAAUAUGAGGUUUUGGAGUCUAUCUUAUUGACGUGAAGCUGAUCAUAUGCAGCGCUAUAAUUUUCUGUAUAUUUUGUAA
This is a messenger RNA of Prunus avium (sweet cherry), 532 nucleotides long. RefSeq names its product bonsai (gene BNS). Gene Ontology annotation, biological process: protein K11-linked ubiquitination. The record is from RefSeq and is a predicted model, not a curated record. Gene Ontology annotation, cellular component: anaphase-promoting complex. NCBI's taxonomy places the organism in Eukaryota, Viridiplantae, Streptophyta, Magnoliopsida, Rosales, Rosaceae.